GGUGUUUGUUUGAAUUCGGGUUAUUCACGUUGAAAGAAAUUUUAAAGGCUGUUCGCACCUACGUGAACACUCAUAUGUAAUUGUCAAAGUGUGCGUGAUGACAAAAGCAAAAAUUUUCCUUCCUUCUUUUUCGCAUGCAAAAACCAAACAAAUACCAGCAACACCGUCAACGCGAAUGGUUUGGAUUGUCGAUCAACUCGGUGAAGGUGUCUUCGAAUCGAGCUAAAAAUGUCCCGCCGGUUGGCCAAACUAAACCCGUAUGAGCUGCACAAGCACCUGAUCAACGAGUACGUUUUAACCAAACCGGGCACUACGCGGCACCUGCAGCGAGAUUGUUCCCGGGACAAAACAGAUCACGAUGUUAUUCGGGAGAACCACCGCUUCCUGUGGGACGGCGAAGAAGUGGACUCGUGGGAAAAACAACUGGCUAAGAAGUACUACGACAAGCUGUUCAAGGAGUACUGUAUAGCCGAUCUAAGUCGAUACAAAGAAAAUAAAGUGGCAAUGCGCUGGCGGAUUGAGAAAGAAGUUAUUGCCGGUAAGGGUCAGUUUACAUGUGGCAACCGAACUUGCGAGGAGCGAGAAACUUUGCGAAGCUGGGAAGUUUACUUUGCCUAUCAGGAGCACGAAACGCGGAAGAACGCGCUAGUUAAGUUGCGGUUGUGCCCAAAGUGUUCGGAUAAGUUGAACUAUCAUUCCAAGAAGCGGGAAAUCAAACGACUGAAGAAACGGGAGCGAAGUAAACAAGCCCAGAGAUGCGAUUUCGAAGCAGUCGAACCGGAGCGUCUGAAACGCACAGAAACGGGCGAUGGCCAGGACAAAGGUUCAACAAAUUUGAACGAAAGUGGGCAGAGCUCUGACGUGGUGGGUAAUGAUCCAGGGGAUCAAAGUGGUAUACCGAGUUCCUCUUCGUCCUUGAUGGAAAAUUGCUGGACAAAAGGUCCCGAUUUGGAAGAAAAAUCUCGAGAAGAGGAGUUUGAUGAUUACUUAGAGAGUUUACUUUUGUAAUUUUAAUUGAUCUAAAGACGUUUUUUAUAUUAAAAUCCCUCUUCCUCAAGCAA
Molecule: messenger RNA, 1061 nt
Organism: Wyeomyia smithii (pitcher-plant mosquito)
Lineage: Eukaryota; Metazoa; Arthropoda; Insecta; Diptera; Culicidae
Product: protein FRA10AC1 homolog
Exons: 4
Coding region: 229-1008 (259 amino acids)
Biological process (GO): dephosphorylation
Molecular function (GO): phosphatase activity
Source: RefSeq, a predicted model, not a curated record